AUGCCACACCUUGUACACUUAACCUCCUUGAUCCUGCUCGACGUGGAUGAUCCUUUCAGCGGCAAUCACUUGGUGGAGACAGGUCAACACUCCAAUCCAGACGUUUUGGCUCUAUUCAAAGAGAGAAAACGCUAUGGAUCGUGUACAAAAGACAUAUGGAACGCAUUGACCGCCGCUCGGGUCCGUUUAGAGAAAAUUGUUAUCGAUAAUAUACCCCAAUCUUUCCUCGAUUAUCUCUUGUCAUACUCGGGGCUAAAAAAAUUGUGCUUGAUUUAUCCUGGCUCAGUGCAUAGUGACUUUUCCGAUGGGAAAGCUUCCGACGCCAUGGCUGCUCUCCUUUUUGAACAAUCGCUGAGCAACCACGCCAGGUCGCUGGAAAAUCUCAAUAUAUACGCGGCCUGGGAAGGUCUUUGGUGUUUUGGGGGCCAUAACCGUAAUGCCAUCUCAAAUCUUACAAAACUGAAGAAUCUUGGUAUGAGUGUUAGAUCAUCGGACUUGUGGAAUUACCGCGAUAAAAGAAAGGACAAGAACUCUCUUCCCAAACGAGAUCCUAUACACGAUCUCUUAGACAUGACGGCACACUAUAUGCCAGAUAUUACAACUAUUCGGAUAAAUCCGGCCAGAAGGCGUCGAACUGGACCUAAGCUAAUAAGACCUAAAUCCCGAUCUGGCGAAAAAAUCAAAGACAGUGUGGAGAAUUAUGAACCUCCUCCCGGUUGCAGGCAUAUCCGAGCAAUGAACAUUGACUCUGGGGUUACCAUAUAUGUUGGGGGGACGCAUUCAACCGUUUAA
This is a messenger RNA of Psilocybe cubensis, 792 nucleotides long. RefSeq lists its product as uncharacterized. The record is from RefSeq and is a predicted model, not a curated record. The transcript is spliced from 2 exons. Lineage: Eukaryota; Fungi; Basidiomycota; Agaricomycetes; Agaricales; Agrocybaceae. The coding region runs from base 1 to 792 and encodes 263 amino acids.